CUGCUGCUUUACUACUGUGUAACUCCUCUGGUGCCUGUUACCAGUGCUGGAUUAUCUUGGAAUUUCGACUGCCUAGCAGCCUCCACAGGGAUUAAUCUGGUACUUUGUGUUACUCAACAGAAAAGUAGAGCCAUUGCAGCAGUCAGCAGUCAGCGACAUUAAAACCUCAGAUUCUACAUUGAAGUGAUAAAUAGACAUCAAAAGAAUCAAGAGACAUCAUGAAUUCCAUCGAAGUGACGCAAAAUUACUAUGAUUAUGACUACCCCAACACAACAGAUACCCCAACAUUGUCUUCACCAUCAUGCAGAGAUACGAUGUGUGUGAUCUUAGCAACAGCCAAUGUGAUCAUCUUUGUGCUGGGUGUCACUGGAAAUGGUCUGGUGAUUUGGAUCGCUGGAUUUAGGAUGAAGAAGUCAGUCAACACAACCUGGUACCUCAGCCUGGCCAUGUCUGACUUCCUGUCCUGUGCCUUCCUACCAUUUUAUGUCGUCUACUUGGUAAAAGGCGACUGGGUCUUUGGGCUCUUCUUGUGCAAGCUCCAGUCCUUCAUUAUGUUCGUUAACAUGUUCAGCAGCAUCUUCCUCCUCCUCAUCAUCAGCGUGGACCGCUGUGUGGUUGUUAGGUUUCCCGUGUGGGCGCAGAACCAGCGUACUGUAAAAAAGGCCUCUGUGAUAGUCAUGCUGGCUUGGAUUGUCUCAGCACUGCUUAGCAUACCAUCAGCCAUUUAUCGAGAUGUCCAGGAAGAUUAUAUCCAGCCAAUCAAAAAAUGUUUCAACAAUUACAUGGAGGAUGAAGUCCAUAUUUCCACCAUAGUGUGUCGAUUCAUUUUUGGAUUUGUGAUCCCGUUCCUGGUCAUCCUCACCUGUUAUAUUGUGAUCAUCCACAAGCUGAAGACCAACCAGAUUGCAAAGUCCAAAAAGCCAUUUAGGAUCAUGACAGUGCUGAUUGUUUGCUUUUUUAUCUGCUGGUUUCCUUUUCACACUGUUGCUUUCAUGGAACUUGACACUAAAUAUAAAAGUAUUACUUCCAUUGGACAAGUAAUUGCUGGCACUCUUGCCACUGCAAACAGCUUUAUGAACCCGUUUCUUUAUGCUUUCAUGGGGAAGGAUUUUAACAGGAAGUUUUAUGCAAUUCUAUCAAAGAUUGAGAGUGUAAUCGAGGAGGAGGGACGGAGCACAGUCCGAGGGACGUCUAUGACCAACGCAGCGGAAGGCUUACGUUCAACUACUGUUUAAGGCGUCAUGUGCUUUUGUCUGUCAUGAAGAUAUCAAACAAUUAGGCAAAAAAAAAAGUAGAAUGUUUUAUAUGUUUAUGUAGUAUUGUCUCUUACAGCCUCAUUCAUAUUAUUGCUAGUCUUUGUUCGAGUACUCUGUUUUAGGGUAGUCCAUAUUUAUUUGUAAAACAUUUUUUACUGAAAAAAAAAGCAGUUAGUUCCAGGCACAUAAAAGAUUUGCACUGCUCAUGUUUUUCUGGCAAUUCUUUAACAUCUCCACAGUCACAAUACUGUAUGUUGACUGGUUGACACGGUUAUGAACAUGUUCAGAAGAUAUGCAUCAAAAUAAGAAAUGUGUUGCAACUCACUUGGGAGAUGCAAGACACCUAAAUAAUAUUUUUACAGUCAAGCCCACAUUUUUACUUGCACUUUUUUUUUUUUUUAUCUCUGCUGUCUCUUAAAUUUGCUGUUGAAGCAUGACUCAUAUUUUGCCACUGAAAACCACACACUUCCUUUACUUCUUUACUAAAAGGCCAAAUGAACCACAUGAGCAAAUGAGGAAAGUGUCUCUUUGCCUUGGUCAGUCAGGCAGUUUGUGAACAAUUUGACAUGUUUUCAAAGAACCAUGUAGUUCUCCAAGUGAUCCAAAAGCAUUCAAGAAAUGAAGAUCAACUUAGUGGUCUGAUGCCACUGAAGGACAAUUUUACUGAUAAACAUCGGGAGCUCAGGGCACAGCAGCCUCCUGCAUCUACUAAACUGAUAUCCGGAAGCAACAAGCACAGGAGGUUACACGUGCUCAUAGGCAAGAAAGUGCAAAGGCACAAAGAAACUUGAUUCAGAGAAUAGACAGUUAUUGAA
Molecule: messenger RNA, 2071 nt
Organism: Electrophorus electricus (electric eel)
Lineage: Eukaryota; Metazoa; Chordata; Actinopteri; Gymnotiformes; Gymnotidae
Product: chemerin-like receptor 1
Biological process (GO): phospholipase C-activating G protein-coupled receptor signaling pathway; inflammatory response; complement receptor mediated signaling pathway
Cellular component (GO): plasma membrane
Molecular function (GO): G protein-coupled receptor activity; complement receptor activity
Source: RefSeq, a predicted model, not a curated record